AUGGUGCGUAGCGAGCGGGUCCCCAAGGGGAUCAAUAAACGGAUCGGACUGCUGCUUUUAAACAGGCGAGACCGGCUCUGGCCUCUCGUCCUUCAUGUCCGGCACCCACCCACUCGGGCGCUCGCUCCCGCGCACCACCAGCCCAUAGCCCAGGUUCUCGACCUUUCGCACGCUCUGCCGCAUGGCAUCCAUCUUGCUGCGAAAGUCCUUGGUCGGCACCGCGGGCAGAAUCUCAAACGCACACCCCAGCUCCUGAAUGUCCCGCAGAAUCGUCCUCUUGCCCUCCCCGUUCCCAGCCUCGCCUCCUGCACCCUCCGCCCCAGCGGUUCCCCCCGUGGCGUUGGACGGCGUCUCAAUCACCUGCGCGCGCUGCACCGUCGCGAAGCGCAUCAGCUCCCCAAACAGGUCGAAGAUCCCGUACAUGUAGUCCCCCGGCGUGAGUUCCAGGGGCGGCGUGCCCUCGGGGAGGGGUACCGCGGCCUGUGCCUCGGCGGGGGUGAUGAGCUUCUGGAGGCGCAGGUAGUGCGCAAAGGAGAGCGCCUCGACGAGCUCCUCGAGGCACCGCAUCUGCCAGGCGUAGCGGUACCGGUUGACGGACUGCAGGUCGGCGGCGACGGAGGCCAGCAGCCGCGAGAUUUCCGCCAUGCGCGCGUCAAUGUCCUUUUGCGUGUGCGAGGGGAAAUCUGCGUUGAGCGUCUUGACACUACGAGGCGGUUAGCCGUGAGAUACGAAUCAGCAGCGCACGCACAUCUUCUUGCUCUGGGCCGUCACGUCCCUGCUCGCCUUGAUGAUGCGCUCCCGCCGGUCGUAGUGCUCGUCGAGCUCGUCGCGAAAGGUCUCAAACAUGCCGUGGAAGCGGCCGCGGGGCGCGUCGGGCGGCGCGGCGCUCUUGACGCGCGCGUUGCCGUCGCGGUCGCGCUUUACUCCGCCAGACAUGCUGCUGUUUGA
Purpureocillium lilacinum is the source of this 948-nucleotide messenger RNA. Lineage: Eukaryota; Fungi; Ascomycota; Sordariomycetes; Hypocreales; Ophiocordycipitaceae. The record is from RefSeq and is a predicted model, not a curated record.